Lynx canadensis (Canada lynx) is the source of this 943-nucleotide messenger RNA. It is a transcript of the gene SNRNP25, whose product is annotated as small nuclear ribonucleoprotein U11/U12 subunit 25. Gene Ontology annotation, cellular component: U12-type spliceosomal complex. Lineage: Eukaryota; Metazoa; Chordata; Mammalia; Carnivora; Felidae. Gene Ontology annotation, biological process: mRNA splicing, via spliceosome. The record is from RefSeq and is a predicted model, not a curated record.
AGGUGACGGCAGUGGGGCGGGACAAACAGCCGGAUCAAGGUAGUGCGGGCCGUGCCUGGGGACUAAGAGGCGCCCUGGAGCAGGCGGAGGAGGAGGUGGCUGUGCGGCCCGAGACGCCCGAGGACGAUGAGGACGAAGAGGAGGCGCUGCCACACUCCGAGGCGGUAGACGUGUUCCAGGAGGGUCUCGCCAUGGUCGUGCAGGACCCGCUGCUCGAUCUACCGAUCCAGGUUACUUUAGAAGAGGUCAAUUCACAAAUAGCACUAGAAUAUGGCCAAGCAAUGACAGUCCGAGUGUGCAAGAUGGAUGGAGAAAUAAUGCCUGUGGUUGUGGUACAGAAUGCUACGGUCCUGGACCUGAAGAAGGCCAUUCAGAGAUACGUGCAGCUCAGGCAGGAGCGGGAAGGAGGCAUUCAGCACAUCAGCUGGUCCUAUGUGUGGAGGACAUACUACCUGACCUCUGCAGGAGAGAAGCUCACUGAGGACAGGAAGAAGCUUCGAGAUUACGGUAUCCGGAAUCGGGAUGAGGUGUCCUUCAUCAAAAAGCUGAGGCAAAAAUGAACCUCCAGACAAGGACAACUGUGCUACUGGCCAGGCUCCCCCCACCCCCAGGAGGAAGCCUUCGACAACUGUUCCCUUUUUGCAGAAGAGUGUUGAGGUGGCCUGCACCUAGCUGGAACACCCUAAUCAUGUGGCAGAUGGGCCUGGCCCUCUGUACAGGAUUCAUCCAUUUGCUUCUUAGUUUGAAAAGUAAAAAAGCCACAGUACUCGGGGCAGGAGGGACUGGUGCUGCCCAGUCCCCGAGGGGAAGCAAGGGCAGAGAAUAGUGCAAGUGAGUGCUAAGGUGGAGGAGGCUUCACCUGAGCCCUGUGGCCACCCCCUGGCCAUAAGACCCUUUUACUGUGAUCUCUACAGCAAGGGGAAAUAAAGGCAGAGUGGCUGGC